UGGACCCGUACUGACAUAAUGGCAUUAGUAUGAUUACUGUAGGACGCCAGCAAUGGCAGUCAUUCGCGCAACUCUCAGUGCCUAAGAUCUGACGGCAGUCACGGCACUAGUAUUGUAUAUCCGGCUCAGUAGCCGCACUCCCCAAGCCGGACAGUCAGGGUGCCCAUAGCAGCAAUGGCUGCCGGAGUGCAAAGGAUGUUAUACAACUUUCUCCAUAGGAUACGGGGAUGUGGCGGUUCGGAGCUCGCUGGGUACGGAGGUCUGCUACCUGCCACCCCGGGGUGUGCGGUCGCCCCUUCACCAAUGAGAUACGGCCUGAGACCUGGCCCCGGGGUACGGUAGACCGGUUUGGCGGAGUGAGUGUACGGCUGGAGCCGGCACAUCCCGGGGACGAGGCUGCUUUCAGGAGCUGGUUACAGGAUGCUAUAAAGAGAUGGAAAGAAGAAGGCAGGAUAGCAGUGUGGUUGCACGUUCCCAUCAUGCUGAGUGGACUUAUAGCCUAUGCGGCCUUAGAAGGUUUUAGAUUUCAUCAUGCUGAACAGAACACAUCCACAUUGACUCUUUGGUUAAAGGAUGGUCCAAGCAGACUGCCUGGGUAUGCCACACACCAAGUAGGGGUUGCAGGUGCUGUUUUAGAUGAGGACACUGGCAAAGUAUUGGUUGUACAGGACAGAAAUAAGACUGUAAAUGCGUGGAAGUUUCCAGGCGGACUGUCUGAUCCCUGUGAAGAUAUUGGAGAUACAGCAGUCCGGGAAGUUCUAGAGGAGACUGGCAUUAAGUCAGAGUUUAGGUCCCUCUUAAGCAUAAGGCAGCAGCAUAAUCACCCUGGGGCAUUCGGAAAGUCAGAUAUGUAUAUUAUAUGUCGUCUGAAGCCAUUGUCUAACCUAAUAAACUUCUGUCCUCACGAGUGCAUAAGGUGUGAAUGGAUGGACCUCCAUGAGCUUGCAUAUACUUGCAAUACCACCCCUAUCACCAGCAGAAUUGCUAAACUGCUACUGUAUGGAUACAAGGAGGGGUUUCAGAACAUUGACCUGACUAUGAAGACAUUCCCAGCUGUUUACUCUGGGCUGUUCUACUCUCUGUAUCACAGAGUAUUACCAGAUCAUUACGAAACCAAGACUGACAUCUAGCAGACUUCACAUUGAGACAACGUAGUACUAAAAAAGAUAACAUUGUCAAUUUAUAGCCAACUCUUCAGGAAUGAAAAAUACCUAAUUGAGCCAACACUUAUGUGCUAGCAUAGGCAUAUAUGUAUUGUUACGUAUUAACAAUAUUUAAUUGGAAUUACAUUAAAAGAUGAUUAUAUAUAUACUUUAUACACUGGCACAAGAGAGGCUUUCAAUCACAUUUAAUACUGAUUAAAAAUAUAUAUUUGUAUUCUAAUUCUCUUAAAAAAUAUACCUCCUGAAUUGCAUGAAACAAAACAAGUGUCCUGUGAGAUCAGCUUUUUGCUGACAUGGGAAGAAAUAGAAUAGCUUUCUGUCCCAGGCUAGUUUGUGAUCCGUUUUUGUACUGCCCAGUCCUCUUCAGCGCCACGUACCAAUCACUGUACUUGCGAGAUCGGUAUGUGUUAUAGUUGUUUGCCUCAAGUCGUUCAAAAAAGAAGCAUUCAUCAGUUAUAGCUUUCUGAAAUAAAGAUGAAAGGAGACAGUGUUACAGUUCAGGGUAGGUGAAUCACAAUGCAGUGUCAGGAUAGGUGUAUCACAAAUAGUCUAACUAUUAUUAUCGUUUAUUUUUAUGGUGCCACAAGGGUUCCACAGCACAUAACAAAGGGCCUAAUUCAGAUCUGAUCGCAGCAGCAAAUUUGUUAGCUAAUGGGCAAAACUAUGUGCAUUGCAGGGGAGGCAGAUAUAACAUGUACAGAGAGAGUUAGAUUUGGGUGAGUUAUAUUGUUUCUAUGAAGGGUAAAUACUGGCUGCUUUAUUUUUACACUGCAAUUUAGAUUUCACUUUGAACACACCCCACCCAAAUCUAACUUUCUCUGCACAUGUUAUAUCUGCCCCCCCUCCCCCCCCCCCCCCUGCAGUGCACAUGGUUUUGCACAUUAGCUAACAAAUUUGCUGCUGUGAUCAGGUCCGAAUUAGGUGUGAUCGCAAAAAGGUACAUAAAUAAGUAAAACAAGAAAACAGUGCAUUACAGUAUAAGACAAUGCGGGACAAGUACACAGUACUAUAUAUAUAUAUAUAUAUAUAUAUAUAUAUAUAUAUAUAUAUAUAAACAUUGCUGCAUCAGCGGUCAUAAUACUGAUAUAAGCAUCAGGGAAUAAUUUAAAAUUAUGAUCUUUUAAAAAAGCUAAUUUAAAGUAUACCCAUGCCUACAUGCAGUGAAGGCAGCCAUUUUGUGGAACAUGUAUCAAUUCUCUAAGAACUCAAGGAUCACUGGGCAUGAGUCAGCUGAAUCACUUGAAAUAGUGACAAUAUUAGAUCAUUCCCAGUAAAUUGUUAUGGCUGGGGUAUGCGGUCACUAUGUCGCUGUUUGACAGGUCAACAUUCAGUGUCGACAGAUGCUCGACAUUGAUGAUGUCAACAUGGUUAUAUUUUCAACACCUUCAAAAUGUUGACGUUGUCAUAAUAUCAACAUUUCCAGGAAGGUUACUGUUAGGCGAUUCAGUAUGGGAUCCCGGCGUUCAUAAGACUGACACCAGAAUCCCGACAGGUGGGAUUCCGAUGGUGAGCGCAGCAUGUAUUCUCGCAGGCUCACUGCACUCAACACUCUUCGGGCCCAGUGGCGAGCUUCAUUUGUUACGUUAAUUAAUUCCCCCUCGGGGGGUGGCUUGGACCACACCCCGAGUGGGGAGUCCAACCUCCAGGAGUCGCUUGAAUGUCAGGAUUCCAGCAUCGGUAUCCUAACCGCCGGGAAACUAACUGCUUCCCGUGUUAGGAACAGAAUGACCAAGAAACUGUAUGUUGAGAGAGUAACAAUGUCAACAUACAUCAGUGUUUACAUGCUAAAUUCGACAUACUGCAAUCAAUGUUGAGAUCAUGUUUGCAUGUUCAGUGUCAACAUUACGAAUGUCCAUCAUAACCCUUGGUUAGGUCCUUGUCACUUCUGUAUCCAUCGUGUGUGUCCAGUGGGUACACUUUAAUAUAAGAGAAUACUUAAAUAAAAAAAAAUACCUUGCUCUAAAAAAACCAUUAAAACAAACUAUUGAUAUGUAAUGACAUAAAUGAGUGGGCUACUUCACUGGAGGAUGUUUUUUUACAUCUAAAGUCAAUGACAUUUAAGUAUUUCCAGAAUACACAAAUGGUUUCAGUAUCAUAGAUGAUAACAAAAAAAUGAGUCUUUUGAAAUCUGUUUAAACUUCUAUAAACACAGUUGGAUGUCUGCAAUGCUGCUAUUCAUUAAACAUUGAGACAGA
Molecule: messenger RNA, 3358 nt
Organism: Pseudophryne corroboree (corroboree frog)
Lineage: Eukaryota; Metazoa; Chordata; Amphibia; Anura; Myobatrachidae
Gene: NUDT6
Product: nudix hydrolase 6
Exons: 5
Coding region: 228-1130 (300 amino acids)
Molecular function (GO): NADH pyrophosphatase activity; ADP-ribose diphosphatase activity; NAD binding
Source: RefSeq, a predicted model, not a curated record